AUGGAUGAUGCCUUAAUUGAUGCAUUCUAUCAUGAGCACACACUUGAAAAUAGGGUUGGUGGAACUUUUACUGCACACGCGAUUGACAAUAUAGUGAAAGAGCUGCAAUCAAAAUUUUCAGAUAAAGUUUUUACCAAGGAGAGCGUUCAUAACCGAAUGAGAAAUAUUAAAAAAAUAUUUAGCAAGUGUUAUGACACCUUUCAAAAUGGGAUGAGCGGGUUUGCAUGGGAUUCCAACACAAAUAUGUGGAAUGCUGAAUCUGAAGUAUGGGAUCAAUUAAUACAGGCUAAGCUUGAAGUUGCUGAAUGGAGAAACAAGCCGAUUAGAAAUUAUGAUAAGCUAAUUGAGCUAUAUGGAAGGGAUAGAGCUACUGGAAAGCAAGCUGAGACCAGAGCAGAUAUGGAACAUGGACAAUAUGAGCAAUAUCAAUCAACUCAGGAAGCACGUAAAUCGAAUGCAUAUCCAGAGGUACCAACUUCUAGCAGAAAUAAAAAAUCUAAACAAGAUCAUCUUGAAGGCAUGACUGAUAUGUUGAGAGGUGAGAUGAAUAAUUUGGCUAAUACAAUUAAUCACCUUUCAACUAUGCCACCUAUUUCUGAGAGUGAGAUAUGGCAAAUGGUACAAGUGUUGGAUUUAGAUCCUAGUAUGGACAUGAAAGCUUAUAUAUUUCUUUGCAAACAUGAAGACUUGUGUCGCACACUAAUUGGGUGUCCAUUGGAAGAUUCGCAAAUUUCUUUUACUGGCCUUCAUGUCGUCACCUGGCAAUUGAGUUAG
This is a messenger RNA of Nicotiana tabacum (common tobacco), 774 nucleotides long. NCBI's taxonomy places the organism in Eukaryota, Viridiplantae, Streptophyta, Magnoliopsida, Solanales, Solanaceae. The record is from RefSeq and is a predicted model, not a curated record.